GACCUCGGCUGCCUGGACUGCCAGGAACUGGAAGUUGACAUUGAAUCCAGGCUGAGGAUGGAAGGUGUGGAGCUCAAAGAAGAAUGGCAGGAUGAAGAUUUUCCAAUACCUUUACCAGAAGAUGACAGUAUUGAAGCAGAUAUACUAGAUGUAACUGGUCCAGACAGCCAACCUGGCUCAUUAGAAGUUAAUGGAAAUAAAGUGCGUAAGAAACUAAUGGCUCCAGACAUCAGCCUGACCCUGGAUCCUAGUGAAGACUCUGUGUGGUCGGAUGAUUUGGAUGAAGGUGGAGAGGUUGACCUGGAAGGCUUGGACACCCCAUCAGAGAACAGUGAUGAAUUUGAGUGGGAAGAUGAUCUUCCCAAACCCAAAACUACUGAAGUCAUUAGGAAAGACUCAGUUACUGAAUACACAGCCACAGAAGAAAAGGAGGAUGGACGCCGCUGGCGCAUGUUCAGGAUUGGAGAACAGGACCACAGGGUGGAUAUGAAGGCAAUCGAACCCUACAAAAAAGUUAUUAGCCAUGGAGGAUAUUAUGGGGAUGGUUUAAAUGCCAUUGUUGUAUUUGCUGUCUGUUUUAUGCCUGAAAGUGGUCAGCCUAACUAUAGAUAUCUGAUGGACAAUCUCUUUAAAUAUGUUAUUGGCACUUUAGAGCUGUUGGUAGCAGAGAACUACAUGAUCAUUUACUUAAAUGGUGCGACAACUCGAAGGAAAAUGCCCAGUCUGGGAUGGCUGAGGAGAUGCUACCAGCAGAUUGAUAGACGAUUACGCAAAAACCUGAAGUCUCUAAUCAUUGUCCACCCAUCUUGGUUUAUCCGAACACUUUUAGCUGUUACAAGACCAUUUAUCAGUUCAAAAUUCAGUCAGAAAAUUAGAUACGUCUUUAAUUUGGCAGAACUCGCGGAGCUUGUUCCCAUGGAGUAUGUUGGCAUACCAGAGUGCAUCAAACAGUAUGAAGAAGAAAAGUUUAAAAAGAGACAAAAAAGAGUUGAUCAAGAACUUAAUGGAAAACAAGAACCACCAAACAGUGAGCAGUAGGUUCGGUGUCCUGUCCAGAUGAGACAAAGAGCGCCUGAGAAGUGGGGUUGUUGUGUGUCAUAGUGCAUUCAUGGCUCGAGUUUUUAUGUAAUCUGUUACAAAAUUUACUUGACUCCUUUCCAAAUGGACUCUUGUACAAGGGACUGUUCACUGCUGUAAUGGUUUGCAAUUCUUGAAUUUAGCUCUUUAACGACUAAUUAUAAUCAUUUUAUAUUGCUAAAUAGCAGAGAACUACACUUUAUAUAAAGCAAUUUUUGCAUUUGUUUAUUUGAAUGAUGCAUCUUCAGUAAAAUAUUUAUAUACAUAAAUGACAAAGGAAAGAAAUAAUAUAUAUUUUUUAUGUUGGGGGCAAUAUUUUUUAGUGUGUACUCAUCUAGUUGAAGAAUGUACACACAAUUUUAAAUGUAAAGUGCAUGUAAGACUUGUUUUUGUAAAUGGUUGAAUACAUUUCCUGUGUAGCUUAGGCUGAGUUAUCCUAAGGCAAGGACGGAUAAACUGACUCGGAGUACCCAGGGUCAUGCACAUGCUCUAGUCAGUAGUGGCAGCCCGAGCUUCUCCUCACCUGAAAGCACAUUACUUCAUAACGUGGUGGCAGUGCAGGCAGGUGAACGGCUUGCUUUCCUCUCUAAAGACGUCCUAGAACCAGACCCAGAGACUUUGAGAAAGUAGUGGUUAGGCUUUGUAUAUAUGUAUAUAAGGGAACUUUUAUUUUACCCAAAGUCAGUACUGUUUAAAAAAGAAAGGAAGGAAGGGAACUCUUAAGAUGUGUUCACUGAUGUGAAAUGAGCUGUGUCUGUGUGAGUGAAGCUGUGAGGUAUUGCAGAGGCUUCCGUGAGUGUUCAUGGUCAGCUGCAUCUGUAGAGCAGAUGGGCUGCCAUUGAAAUGCUCUCAUAGAGCACUUUACCAGAAUACUUCCUCAUCAGUGUGACCACAGUGCUAUUUGACCUACGCAGAUAGGUGUUCAUGUAGCUGUUGGAUGGUGUUACAGUGCUAUACAUGGGUCAUUUCUGUAAGUAUGGGAGUACCGCUGGUGUUUCGUGCACUCAAGAUGACAUUUAUUGUACGUAAGCCCUCAUUUCAUGUGGUUAAGUACCUGACUGAACACUGAAAUAAAUUUUAUUUGUGCCUCCAAGCAGGGUUUAAUUACCUACGAAAUCUUUCCAAAACAACAACUUCGUCUAGUCUUGUGUCCUGAACUUGCCUGGCCUGUACAUAUUUAAUUGCUGUAUCAGCUUCAAACCACCCAGUCCUUCCUAUAAACUGUUUACAAGAGUGACCUAGCAAAUCAAAAUUGAGUCAGGUGUGAACUAAACUUAGAAGAUUAUUCCCUCUUGUCCUGAACUUCUUGACCUUCACUAUUGUCAGGUUUUAGUGUUAAGAUUUUAUUACAAAAGGGAAUGUUUCUUUAACUUCUUUGUCCUUCUCAGGCAUAAAUUUGACCUGCUAAAUUAAAGCCAGUUACGGUCAAGCUGGAGGACUCUAGGUAAAAUAUUCCUCCACAAUCUCUCAGCUUGGAUCCAGCUUUUCAGUCACAUCCUGUACUAGUGUCAUUGGAGUAAAUGGAGUGAAAACCAUUUUAUUUGUGUUGGUGAAGGAAACUUUAAGAAUAGCUGUAUCGAGCCAGGCGUGGUGGCAUCCAUCUUUAAUACCAGCAUAGCUCCAUAGACAUCCUUCUGAACUUACCCUUGGGUAGCUUGCAGAAUGUCUCAUCUGUCUCUCGUCUCGGAAUAAACUAAACACUGUCAUUGGUUUUCUUCCAGUGAUCUUCAGUUUCAAAAUACAGACAGUAGCUUCAGCUUUUUAUUUUGUUUACUUUUUUCAGAAGUGGAUUUUUUUUUUUUUGUAAAUUUUUAAAAAGUAGAAGUAGCCUAUGUUCAGUUAGUACAUUAAAGUUCAAGAGGGACUGGAGAGCUGGCUCAGUGAUUGCAAGAGCCAAGUUUAGUUCCCAGUGCCCAGAACAGGCAGUUCAUGCCCACCUAUAACUACAGUUCCAGGGGAUUCAAUGCACUCUUUGGCCUCUGGGCACCUGCAUACCAUGAUGUCAUACACACACACCCCUAAACCUCUUUUUAAAAAUGAAUAAAAUUCAGAAGGGACAGCCAAGUAUCCUGGCGUAUGCCUUGAAUCCCAGCACUACGGAGUCUGAAACAAGAGAGUCUUAAGUUUGAGGCUCAUCUAGGCUACAUAGCAAGCCCUUGAUACAAGGAAAUAAAGGGAACGGUGCUAAGACUUGAAUCAUGGGGGGAAACUGCUUUAACGUGCAUUUGAAUGGCAUGUGGUAUAGGGAUGGACCCACAAUAUAUGUAAACAUGCCUGUGAGACUGGGUUGAUAACUAGUAGGCUAGAGGAAAAGCCGUAUUAAGUUGAUGUUUAAUUAGUAACAAUAUAACAUCUUCCAUAUUUUAAUUUCCAUUACUAAUUGAGGUGCAAAUGCAUAGAAUAAUUCUAUGACUUUUUGCUGGGGUCAUGGAUAAACUUAACAGGUUUAAUUUGUGAUGUUUCUAUUACCGUCUUUGUUACACUUCAGCUCUGAUUGCCCCUUUUUUAUCAAAAGUUUUUCUUCGAAAAUAAUGUGAUUCUGUGUUCUUCUUGAUUGUGUUCCUUAAAAAGGCACCAAGGGAAGCUGUGAUGUCUCUGCCCCACACUGAAGCCUUUAUUUAAUUUGUCAAGGAGGCAAGAGGUACCAGGAAGUGUGGUACUAAGCAGAGUUAGAAGAUGAGAAAAGGCCAUUAUAAAUAAGACUUGGUUAUUACCUACAUGCCACCAAAAGUGUCCCUCUUAAGGGAAGUACUCUGUGUCGCAGUGGAUGGUUCCAUUUCCUGUAUCCACAAGGAAAAGUAGAUGUCAAAUAAGAUGUGGCUUGAAAGGGAAAUUGCCAAUGGCUCUUGUGAUGACAAUCUUGUUCUCUUAUCCUUUCAGCUUCAGAUAGAAGUGGGUCUCAACAGUGGUGUAGUUGCUAGUGUCCAAGUUGACUGACUUCUGUAGUUGGUAAACGUUAAUGUUGGCUUCUGUGCCAAGUGUCACUCUUUAGUGUCACCAGCUCCUUGACAGUAUUCUUCCACAACACUGCAGCCAUUUGUGUGCGUGCUCAGGGAAUUUAAAGAGGCAGUCUGAAGUAGAAGUGUUUGUUGUUUGCAGUGAGCUAUUCAGUUGGGAAUUGGCACUAGAGUACUUGCAGUAGAGCAGGCCAGUUUCUGGAUAGAAGUGGUCCAUUUAUGAAAGGUAACAGUGGCUUUGGCCUUCUUUUUCCUGUGUUAUAAGUAGAAAAUUGUUGCCAGGUGGUGGUGGUGUGUACCUUAAUCCCAGCAUUCCAGGAGGCAGAUGCAGACAGUUCUCUGAGUUCAAGGCCAGCCUGGAAAACACAGAAAACCCUGUCUCAAAAAACAAAAAAAAAAGUGGGGGGUAGAAAAUUAACAGUGUUAGUUGUGCAGACAGUUGACUACAGAGGUGCCACGCCAUUCUACUUUGGUUUUGUCAUGUGUCUCCCUCCACUCCUCCUGCCCUUAUUGUAUUUAGAUAUUUCAGAAAUGGAUCUAUCAAUCUCAGAGGGCUGAAAUAAGAGGAAUCGGUAGAUUUCCAGGCUAACAUUUGUGCUAGUGGGAGUUUGUCUUCUAGGGAAUGGGAAUCAUGUAGUGGGAGUUGCUAAGACCAUCAAGAAUGGGGCAGCAGCAGGGCAUUGUCUGCCCAGUGUUCUAAACCAGUCCAAAACCAUCUGUCUCAGGAGCCCUUCACCUUGGGCUCCCCUUCUGAGAUUCUGAAUGAAUUCAGUCAGGUCAGAAGGCCAAGUCAUGAAGCUUUAAAGUUCUAAAAGAUAACAAAAAUAAAACAGUGUGUGGAACAGUAAGAGCCAACUACAAUUUGAACAGGACAUUUUAUUGCAAUUAUAUAUAAUAGGUAAUGCUUGUGUAGCCAAAUUUAAACUGCUAUGAGAAAUUCACAUACACCACUUGAAAUCAAGUACUAGAUAAAAACCACAAGUUUUCAGGCCAAGCAUGAUGGCAUGUGCCUGUGAUUCAAGCGCCCUGGAGGCUAAGGCAGGAGGAUUGAGAGUUUGGGGACAGGGAGACCAGCCCUGGGGAUGGGGUGAGGUGGGGUGGGGAGGAGCAACACUUAGUGCAUUCAAAUUAGUAAAAAAUGAUACUAAGCUGUCUGCUUCAAAUAGCUGUCUAAAAGACUUCCUACAAUAGUUGAAAUGCCAGGUGGUGGUGGUGCAUGUCUUUAAUCCCAGCAUUCAGGAGGCAGAGAGGCAGGCAGAUCUAGGAGUUCGAGACCAGCUUGAUUGACGAGCUAGUUCCAGGACAGCCUCCAAAGCCACAGAGAAACCCUAUCUCAAAAAAAAAAACAAAAACAAAAAACAAAAAAACAACAAAAAAAUAGUUGAAAACUUUGGAAUCUGAGUUUUUGUGUAUUUGUAUAUUCAGUUUGACAGGACAAGAACUUGAUAACUGUCAGCUCCUCCAUUGAACCUUUGUAUACAGACUUCAAAAAGGCAACUGUCCUCCUAAGAGUUACUUCAUUGUUUACUUACAGAAACCUAACUAGUAGAUAUUGAUAUUGUGGGAUGCUGGCUUGCACAGCCUUGGGGUGCUGUUCACAAAAACCACAAUUCAGAGUUCAUCAGACACUAUUGCACUUUGAAUCAUACUUCAAAGAUAUUUUCAUUACAAGCUCACAGCUGUCAUUUAGACAAAAUUAACUUACUGACAUUUUUUGCUAUCUUGGAUUGUAUUGACUGGCCUAGAACAUUUCAGUGAGAAUUCAGUCUGAUUGCAGGCUACUGUAGCUUACGGUUCUAGUCAGUGAGCUGCCACUGACAAGCAAAUGUGCUGUUUCCUCUUCUUUGGACUUAUGAAUACAGCGUGUGUCCUAAUUUGUUGCACAGAUCCUACAAUGUUAAUAAUGCGUUUUAAUAAAUUAGUUGGAAUAUA
This is a messenger RNA of Cricetulus griseus (Chinese hamster), 5966 nucleotides long. The record is from RefSeq and is a predicted model, not a curated record. NCBI's taxonomy places the organism in Eukaryota, Metazoa, Chordata, Mammalia, Rodentia, Cricetidae.